GAAGAAACAUCUUAGUUGUAAUCGUGUAAGAAAACGAUUACACUAAGAACCAAAAAAAAAAAAAAAUUGGUUGGUUGUUUGGUUUUAUUAGUUUAAUCAAACAGAUUCAAAAGCUGUGCAGCCAAAUCAUUGAAUCACAUUGAAGAGUUGAGAUUAAAUAAAUAAAUAAAUAAGAGAAAGAACAAAGUUUUGGCAUUGAAAUCAAGGCUGAGGAAAAUUGUUAUUUGCAUCUUGAAGAAAAAGGUCAAGAGAAAUAAUGGGUGGUUCUCAAUCACAACAAGUCACAGCAAGAUCAAUCCAUGAAUUCACAGUGAAGGAUUCCAAGGGCAGAGAAAUGAACCUGAAGGUCUUCAAAGGAAAAGUUCUUCUUAUAGUUAAUGUUGCAUCAAAAUGUGCAUUGGGUAAUGCAAAUUAUACCCAGUUAACUCAGCUUCAUAGUAGAUACAAGGACAAAGGUUUUGAGAUAUUGGCAUUUCCAUGCAAUCAAUUUUUGAAUAAAGAGCCUGGAACCAGCCAGGAAGCUGAAGCCUUUGCUUGUGAAAGAUAUAAGGCUACUUUUCCCAUUUUAGGCAAGGUGCGUGUGAAUGGAGCAGAGACAGAACCAAUAUAUAAAUUCUUGAAAUCACAGAAAACAGGAAGCAUGGGAUCAUCAAGAAUUAAAUGGAAUUUCACAAAGUUCUUAGUUGAUGAAGAUGGCCAAGUUCUCAGGCGUUAUAGCCCUACCACCCCACCACUUGCCCUUGAAAUGGACAUUCAGAAGGCAUUGGGGUUGGUUCCAAAAGGUUUCUAGUUACUUCAAAUGCAAAUAAUUGGCAGUGAUGAUGACGAAGACAUCCUAAUGUUUUAGAUAAAUAUGUUGUCUUCCAUGUUUCUGUAUCUGUUUAAUUUGAUAAUGAAUCAAAAUUAUGUCCUUAAUUAAUUUAUUAAUAAUUCCCAUCAAAGAAAAGCUGGGUAUUAUUUGAACUUGUUGAUUAUUAUUCCAUGGAAAAUAAUCAUCAAUUUCAUUAUGUUCAUUUUGUUCAUUUCUUUAUUUCUGGAUUUAAUUUGUAUUCAGUGUCAAUGUAAAAUAAUUUUAUAUAAAAUUAUGUAUGUAUUUAUGUCCUUGCUAUCAAGAACAUACAG
This is a messenger RNA of Arachis ipaensis, 1122 nucleotides long. Its product is annotated as putative glutathione peroxidase 5. Gene Ontology annotation, cellular component: cytosol. NCBI's taxonomy places the organism in Eukaryota, Viridiplantae, Streptophyta, Magnoliopsida, Fabales, Fabaceae. The record is from RefSeq and is a predicted model, not a curated record. Gene Ontology annotation, biological process: response to oxidative stress. Gene Ontology annotation, molecular function: peroxidase activity.